UUCAUUUGAAGUUCCUUUUCUGUUCUUAUUUUUCCUAUAUUUUAUUUUUACUUUGUUCUUUCUUUUCUUAUUUCCUCUUUAUUUUAUUUUUUUAUUUGUCGUUAAUUUCCUGAUCGCCUUCAUCAUUCUUCGUUUCCCAACUGAGCAAUGAAAGCGUCAAAGCCCACGAUGACCAAGAAACGGUCUACGGAUGUAUCACGGAUCAAAUCCCAGGCUGUCAAGGCCGCCCAAUGUACCAAGGCGACCAAGACAUAUGAAAUAACGGUCAAACGACGAGCGGUCACUGCACGUCGUCCUUGUCCUACACCCCCUGCGGCGAUUCAUCAUGACAUAAGCGAUAUCGCUAAGCGACUCAAACAAAACUUGUCAGCUGCCAUGGCAAAAGCUUCUGCUCUCCCAUCCAUGCAACACGUCAAACCAGAUGAUACCUGCGGCUCCAGCAACAACCACUGCACCUCUGCUGCGUCUCCGUUGUCGUCAUCUGAUUGGCCCACCCCCAAACCCACUUUGCGCAACCUUAAACUGUUGAAAGAAUAUCUAGCAUUUAUUGCACACGAUAGCACCGUUGAUAUCGUGACGACAGAGAAUGGCCACUCAAUUCAUAUAACAACAUCCCCCAGCACUGACUGGAACACCGACACUACCACCACGACCCACUCUCCCGCCUGUUCCCCCGAUGCCACCGAUCAAACCGCACGAUUAGGCGCCCACCUCAUUGAAUCCAUGGUCCAUGACCAUUGCGAAAUGGACAAGUGUCUAGACGACCAACAUGAACCUCAGGAUAAAAAGUCGCAAGCCUGUCGCGCGACACCAUAUACGGCAAGCCGAUUGGAACGACGUCGUCCUGGUCGACCACCUAAACCGAAACAAUUCUUUGAUGAAGAUCCUUGCAACGAUCCAGUCAAGCGAGUGAGGCGGCCAUCCAAAUCGUCCACCCCCGUGAAACGGUGCACGAAAAAGAAACCUGAACAUCAAAUCCAAUGCAUCUGUGACACCCCUCAUGAAGAGUUUGGCGCCAUGGUGCAGUGUGACGAUUGCUCAACAUGGCUUCAUGUGGAAUGUCUGGAUCUGGACGAUCACGCUUUGGAAGAGACUUUCCGUUGUCCAUCUUGCUACAUGACGCUGGGAGCUGGAAAACAAACCAAACUGACAAGUUCCAUGUCGUGGCGAUUUGCUGCGCAAUGGCGAAGUCAACGAUUAGCAGCUUUGCAUAACGAUGAUGCUGCCACCAGUGACGAAGAGGAAGAUGUCGUUGUUAACAGCCACAGCUAUCCAUUGACCGAGAUCACAAAUACUCAGUCACCACGGCUCUGUCGUCCAUCGACGCCUGUUCCCGUAGUCACGCCGUGUGUAUCGAUCGAUCACAGCAACAGCCGUCAUGGUGACGUGACCAAUAAUACCAUCAGCAGAGAAAGCAGCCUGGAACUCGAAUCGGAUGUGGACGCUCGUACACCCGGAUUGAUGAGCUGCAAUACGAAUCCUAUGGAUUGGUCCACCAGCAGCGAAAAUGAUAGUCCCAGCGAAGCGAGCACGCCCGAUCAGACUUUUAGCUGUUUCGAUUCCUUUGAGCCAGCUUCAGAUGAAAUGAUUCACCACGGGAUAACGUUGGAUCCCGAGAGUUUAGAAUUCCUAUCUCGUCUGAUGUACCUUCAAUCCCUGGAUUCAGUAAAAAAGGAACUCUUUGCACCAAAUGCGUCGGACGUGUUUCUCUGUGAAAAUAUCAACAACACCAUUGCAACGACUACGACGGCUGCACCGCCACCUUCACCUGCGGUGGGGUUUGCACCGGAUGCACCACCUUCCAGCAUUUGCUCUCAGGAUCUUUCGGAGUUCUCGUUCGAUUCUGGACCAUUUUGGGAGCCAUUACUCUUCUAAGGCAAAAAAGUGGGUCUGUGCGUUGGACUGUGACUCCGCCCUUUUGUUGUAAAUACCUAUGAAUUGGCUUGUGGAAGUGAUCAUCCAUUCCGUCCAACCCCACUUCUUCCCCUGGUUUUUUUUUCUUCAUUCUUCUACGUGUUUCUCCCCCCUUUUUACUUCUUCGGCCUCUCACACCCCACCCACAUCCAUACACUCGAUCUAACUCUCUUGCUUUUUUUUUUCUCUUUCUAUUUCCCCUCGCUUGUAUCAUACUUUUUAUUCCAUCAUUCUCUGCAUUCCCCCCUUUCCCUUUUCCCAUAUCUCUUUUGUCUUCAAUGACAGAAAAAGUCAAAAAAAAAGACGCCCGAAAGUAUAAUUGUUAUUUGUUUAGUCUGAAUCACCUUCAAAUCGACGAUUUUAUGUACAUAUAGUAAAACCCCCCAUUUUCCUCAAAAAGCCGAUAAAAACAAUCUAU
Radiomyces spectabilis is the source of this 2332-nucleotide messenger RNA. RefSeq lists its product as uncharacterized. Lineage: Eukaryota; Fungi; Mucoromycota; Mucoromycetes; Mucorales; Radiomycetaceae. The transcript has 3 exons. Bases 148 to 1875 code for a protein of 575 amino acids. The record is from RefSeq and is a predicted model, not a curated record.